Molecule: messenger RNA, 1745 nt
Organism: Calidris pugnax (ruff)
Lineage: Eukaryota; Metazoa; Chordata; Aves; Charadriiformes; Scolopacidae
Gene: DOHH
Product: deoxyhypusine hydroxylase/monooxygenase
Exons: 5
Coding region: 204-1109 (301 amino acids)
Biological process (GO): peptidyl-hypusine biosynthetic process
Molecular function (GO): deoxyhypusine monooxygenase activity
Source: RefSeq, a predicted model, not a curated record
CGGGGAGGGGGGAGCACCCACCCACCCCUCCGCACACAACAUGGGCGGGCUCAGGGCGGCUCCGCCCUCCCCUCCCCGGAAGUGCAGUGGUAGGAGCCGCCGGCACGGUCACGUGAGCAGCAGCAUGGCGGCGUGCGGAGUGUGACCGGAGAGAGCCCCGACAAAGGCCUGCGUGCGACCAGGGCUCCGUCUGCCCCGGCGCCAUGGUGACAGCGGAGGAGGUGGCGGCCAUCGGCCGGACGCUGGUGGACGCGGCGCAGCCCCUGCCCGCCCGGUUCCGGGCACUCUUCACCCUGCGCAACCUGGGCGGGCAGGAGGCCGUGGAAUGGAUCGGCCGGGCCUUCGGGGACGGCUCUGCCCUGCUGAAGCAUGAGCUGGCCUACUGCCUGGGGCAGAUGCAGGACGAGGCGGCCAUCCCUGUGCUCGUCCGGGUGCUGGAGGACACCAGCCAGGAGCCCAUGGUCAGGCACGAGGCAGGUGAAGCCCUGGGUGCCAUUGGGAAUCCAAGUGUGCUGGGUAUCCUGAGACGCUAUUCGGAGGAUCCCGUGGUUGAGGUGGCGGAGACGUGUCAGCUGGCAGUGAGGAGGCUGGAGUGGCUGCAGGAGAACAAGCAGGAGCCAGGUGGCAGCCCCUACCUCUCCGUGGAUCCCGCUCCCCCUGCCGAGGAGACGGACGUCGCCAAACUCCGCGAAACCCUCCUGGAUGAGUCGCGCUCGCUGUUCGACCGCUACCGCGCCAUGUUUGCCCUGCGAAACCUGGGGGGCCAGGCUGCUGUGCUGGCGCUGGCGGACGGCCUGCGCUCCGGCAGCGCCCUCUUCCGCCACGAGAUCGGGUACGUGCUGGGCCAGCUGCAGGAUGAGGCCUGUGUCCCACAGCUGACGGCCGCCCUGCGGGACCGCAGCCAGAGCCCCAUGGUGCGCCACGAGUGCGCCGAGGCCCUGGGCUCCAUUGCCCGCCCCUCCUGCCUGGAGACCCUGCGAGCCUUCGCCCGUGACGAGGAGCGGGUGGUGCGGGAGAGCUGCGAGGUGGCCCUGGACAUGUACCAGUAUGAGAACAGCACCCAGUUCCAGUACGCCGACGGGCUCUGCAAGCUGCAGGCCUCCUCCUGAGCCCUGGAUGAGAUGGUGGGGGGUGGGGGGCAAGGGAGGGGACAGGGUGCGCUGCCUCCCACCCCCUCUGUCUGCGCUUUCAUGGCCGCCUCCAUCGCCGUGGAGCCGUGCCUCGCUGUGGUGGAGGUGGAGGAGGAACUGGAUUUGCUCUCUGGCACAAUUACAGCCGCCUUCUCCCUCCAAAUCCAGGCUGAACUGUUACAUGCCCCCCCUUUUUCCUGGUUCUGCCCCUUUUUUCCCUGCCAGGACCAGCACCCUGUGCCUGCAGCCUGGCUCGGGGCUUGGACCAGGUGGGCUCCGCUCUGCACGUCGGAGCCUGUCGCAGCCGCGCAGGGCCCGGGGCUGCCCUUGGGCUUGUGCUGCCGUGGCGGCUCGGUGUGAAACACUCCAAUUUCCCCACCCGAGCUUUGCUGGGGGGGGCCAGGGCUGGCUUUGGGCACCGGCUCUCAGAGGCUGGAGUGGCGCGAUGCCUCAAAAAUAGCCCUUGGUGCUGGUGCUGAGCCGGGUCCCUCCUCACCUCUGCGGUGGAGACGCUGCUGUGGGUUUGGCCUCUCCUGUCGGGACAGGCCAGGGCUCUGCUUUUUGCCUUUGCCCUGGGAUGGGGGUUGUUUCAUGGCAAAGUUUUGGGAAGAUUUG